Triticum dicoccoides is the source of this 1294-nucleotide messenger RNA. Its product is annotated as ATP synthase subunit a-like. Gene Ontology annotation, biological process: proton motive force-driven ATP synthesis. Lineage: Eukaryota; Viridiplantae; Streptophyta; Magnoliopsida; Poales; Poaceae. The coding region runs from base 246 to 1067 and encodes 273 amino acids. Gene Ontology annotation, molecular function: proton-transporting ATP synthase activity, rotational mechanism. The record is from RefSeq and is a predicted model, not a curated record. The transcript has a single exon. Gene Ontology annotation, cellular component: proton-transporting ATP synthase complex.
CCGAUCUACAUGAUUUUUUCCCAACCAACAUCUCUCAGAACUUUGCUAUAACGCCAAACUUGGAUAUAACGCCAACGCCUGAGCGAAUUGCCGGCGUCACAAUAGUUUUACAAAUAGAAGAGUAUUUGGGCCAAAAUGAGUCCGAACAGGGAGCAGUCAAUUUAGCUAGAACAGUAUUGGGAGCCCGCCACCGAAAUGGCGAAACUUGGCAGGGCAUAUUAGAGGAUAUUCGGGCGGGUGGUGGUAUGGAUAAUUUUAUCCAGAAUCUGCCUGGUGCCUACCCGGAAACCCCAUUGGAUCAAUUUGCCAUUAUCCCAAUAAUUGAUCUUCAUGUGGGCAACUUUUAUUUAUCAUUUACAAAUGAAGUCUUGUAUAUGCUGCUCACUGUCGUUUUGGUCGUUUUUCUUUUUUUUGUUGUUACGAAAAAGGGAGGUGGAAAGUCAGUGCCAAAUGCAUGGCAAUCCUUGGUCGAGCUUAUUUAUGAUUUCGUGCUGAACCUGGUAAACGAACAAAUAGGUGGUCUUUCCGGAAAUGUGAAACAAAAGUUUUUCCCUCGCAUCUCGGUCACUUUUACUUUUUCGUUAUUUCGUAAUCCCCAGGGUAUGAUACCCUUUAGCUUCACAGUGAAAAGUCAUUUUCUCAUUACUUUGGCUCUUUCAUUUUCCAUUUUUAUAGGCAUUACGAUCGUUGGAUUUCAAAGACAUGGGCUUCAUUUUUUUAGCUUCUUAUUACCUGCGGGAGUCCCACUGCCAUUAGCACCUUUCUUAGUACUCCUUGAGCUAAUCUCUUAUUGUUUUCGUGCAUUAAGCUUAGGAAUACGUUUAUUUGCUAAUAUGAUGGCCGGUCAUAGUUUAGUAAAGAUUUUAAGUGGGUUUGCUUGGACUAUGCUAUUUCUGAAUAAUAUUUUCUAUUUCAUAGGAGAUCUUGGUCCCUUAUUUAUAGUUCUAGCAUUAACCGGUCUGGAAUUAGGUGUAGCUAUAUCACAAGCUCAUGUUUCUACGAUCUCAAUUUGUAUUUACUUGAAUGAUUCUACAAAUCUCCAUCAAAAUGAGUCAUUUCAUAAUUGAAUAAAAACGAGGAGCCGAAGAUUCUAGGGGGCUACAGCUGCGCUUUUGCAGCACUGAACAUGGUUCCGGGUACUCAAGAUAUUGUGUUUGGAGAGGUGUAGAUAGAUAGGACGUAGUCUUGCUCGAUCAGGACCCACAAGCAAGGGCUUGCGCUUCCCGCGCGAAAGAAAGCAAAAUAUACGGAUUGAGAUAAUAACGGACUUGAAGCUUCUCAAUUGAUCCAAAGA